Molecule: messenger RNA, 918 nt
Organism: Neoarthrinium moseri
Lineage: Eukaryota; Fungi; Ascomycota; Sordariomycetes; Amphisphaeriales; Apiosporaceae
Exons: 1
Coding region: 1-918 (305 amino acids)
Biological process (GO): mitotic cell cycle; positive regulation of transcription by RNA polymerase II
Cellular component (GO): nucleus
Molecular function (GO): RNA polymerase II cis-regulatory region sequence-specific DNA binding; DNA-binding transcription factor activity, RNA polymerase II-specific
Source: RefSeq, a predicted model, not a curated record
AUGGCAGACCAAAGGCGAGGACCGUGGUCUCAGCACGAGGAUGCUUACCUCAUGGACCUAGUCAACACCCAAGGUCCUCUCAACUGGGUCAAAAUAUCGACCAUGCUCGGGACCAGGACCCCUAAGCAGUGUAGGGAGCGGUACCAUCAGAACCUCAAGCCGUCCCUGAACCACGAGCCCAUUACAGCAGAGGAGGGUGAACUCAUCGAACAACUCGUGGCCCAGCUAGGAAAGCGGUGGGCAGAGAUCGCACGCCGUCUUCACAACCGUAGCGACAACGCCGUCAAGAACUGGUGGAACGGCAGUAUGAACCGCCGCAGACGGCUCACUCGCAAGAGGUCGCCCUAUGAUGACUCCAACGAUGCUUAUCCGUACUCGCGAGCGCCUGCUCGAUUGCAACUGCCGACCGGUCCCGUGCAGUACACCCAGUAUCCUCUGCCCUCGCCAACGAACUCUACCAGCCGGUACUCGCAGUCGUCCUGGGGCAUGACGCCCAGUCUCGCCUCGCCAACUUCGGCCAUCACCCACACCAACGAGCCCGCCUUGGAUGGAGCACCGUCUCUGAUGUCGGACUCUGGCUCGUACUACUCCGAGUCGCCCACGGCCUAUGGGCCUCCUGAAUCACCAAACUUUAGCCUGCCUCCCUUGAGAUAUGGGGACAGCGCUUCUACACCCCGCUGCUUCGCCGUCGACCACGACCCCAAGCAGCUCGCACACUCAUUACAGCUACCGUGCAUUCGAGACGCCCUGGAUGGUCGGACACAGCUGCCCACGGCACCAAACUCCCCAGUCACCUUACCUGCGCCCAGGAUGCUUCAAGACGCGAGACUGCGGCAUAACGCAUCGAGGAGCCCGUCGAACUUGGAGCCGCCACAGGCCAUCGACCCAAGGAUGAAGUUGAAUAAUCUACUGCACUAA